Penicillium maclennaniae is the source of this 1227-nucleotide messenger RNA. RefSeq names its product 3'(2'),5'-bisphosphate nucleotidase. Lineage: Eukaryota; Fungi; Ascomycota; Eurotiomycetes; Eurotiales; Aspergillaceae. The record is from RefSeq and is a predicted model, not a curated record. Gene Ontology annotation, molecular function: 3'(2'),5'-bisphosphate nucleotidase activity. The transcript has a single exon. Gene Ontology annotation, biological process: phosphatidylinositol phosphate biosynthetic process; sulfate assimilation. The coding region runs from base 1 to 1227 and encodes 408 amino acids.
AUGAUCUCCCCGACCAGGACGGAUUCUCCCCGCUCAAGGUCAAAUUGGUUGCGCGUCCUGUCCCGCUUCAUACUUUGCUCCACCCUCAUCCUGGCCCUCAGCGUGGCUCUGAAGACCCGCUCCCGUCUGUCCCUCUUCCUUCCCUCCUUCUCACACCACCCCGCAGUCAUGUCUUACCAGCAAGAACGUUACAUUGCCGAACUCGCCGUUCAGCGAGCCUGUCUUCUUACCCAAAAGGUCUUUUUCGAGAAGGCCAAGGGUACUGUCUCCAAGGAUGACAAGUCCCCCGUCACCAUUGGCGACUUCGGCGCCCAGGCCUUGAUCAUCCAGGCCAUUCGCAAGAAUUUCCCCAACGACGAGAUCGUCGGCGAAGAGGAGUCCAGCUCCCUGCGACAGGACAAGGACCUCAGCGCCGAAAUCUGGCGUCUCGCUAAGGAUAUCAAGCUGGACGAUGCGGAGAGCGACAAUCUGCUGGGUGGACCCAUUCCCAGUGAAGAGAGCAUGCUGGACCUCAUUGAUCAGGGCAACAGUGCCGGUGGCCCCAAGGGCCGUAUCUGGGCUCUUGACCCCAUUGACGGCACUAAGGGCUUCCUCCGUGGCGGCCAGUACGCCGUCUGCCUGGGCCUGAUUGUUGACGGUGACGUCAAGGUCGGUGCCAUUGGUACCCCUAACCUCCCCGUAGACGACAAUGCCACCCUCGACGCCAGCACUGGUGCCCAGCAAGAGGGUUCCUCUGCCAACGGUGUCCUGUUUUCAGCCGUCCAAGGCGAGGGCGCUACCAGCCGUCCUCUGUCCACCGGUACUCUAGCCCCGAGCAAGCCCAUCUCCAUGCGCCCUGUUGCCAACAUCGCCGAUGCUGUCUUCUGUGAGGGUGUUGAGGCCGCUCACUCCGCUCAGGGUGACAAUGCCGCUGUUGCCAGCCUCCUCGGUAUCACUGCUCCUAGCGUGCGACUGGACUCGCAGGCCAAGUACUGCUCGAUCGCUCGUGGCGCCGGAGACAUCUACCUCCGUCUUCCUGUCAAGAAGGACUACCAGGAGAAAAUCUGGGACCACGCUGCCGGUGACAUCCUUGUCCGUGAGGCUGGUGGCCAGGUGACCGAUAUCUACGGCAACCGUUUGGAUUUCAGCAAGGGCCGGACCUUGGCUGCCAACACCGGUGUCGUUGCCUCCCCCAAGGCCCUCCAGGACCAGGUGAUCGGUGCGGUCAAGACUGUGCUGAAGCUCUAA